CUUGUACGGCACUGUGCGCAUGCGCGCGCAGAUUGGGUACAGAUUGUGCACAAACUGGAACACGCGCGCUGCCCCAAACAUUAAGACGCCGAAUAAAUGCAGGGGACAGGCGUGAGAGCGGACCGUCGGCUCGGCUACAUCAGUCGUUCGGAGACCUUCAGCGCGAGCCACCGCCUGCACAGUAAAUCUUUAAGUGAUGAAGAGAAUGAAAGGAUAUUUGGGAAGUGCAAUAAUCCUAAUGGGCAUGGCCACAACUAUAAAGUGGAGGUUACUGUCCGUGGUGAGAUUGACCCAGUAACUGGAAUGAUAAUAAACAUAACCGAUCUCAAGAAGUACAUUGAGAUGGCUGUAAUGAAACCACUAGAUCAUAAAAACCUUGAUAAGGAUGUCCCGUAUUUUGCAAAUGUUGUAAGCACAGCUGAAAAUAUAGCCGUGUUCAUCUGGGAUAGUUUACAGAAGUUGAUGGAACCGAAUCUGCUGUAUGAAGUGAAGGUCUUUGAAACUGAUAAAAAUAUUGCCUGCUACAGAGGAGAAUGAGGCAGCAUGGUAAACUGGUUAGAAAUAACACAAAAAAAUAACUUGUACACUCACCCAAUCGCUGUCAUGUCAACUGUAGAUGUAGGCAUGAGGCUGAAAUUGGCCUUUCUUUUUAAACCCCUCGUUUAUUUUCUCAGGGUCUGUUCUUUCUUGAAUGGGAUAUUGGGUAGUGUUUAUUCUGAACAAAAAAAUUGAUGACAGAGAAAUUAAAGGCACUAAACCGAGCCAAAGCUAGAUAGCAAAUGUUUAGUAGAUGCUGAAUUGUUUGUCAGAUUAAGACCAUGAAACCACUGCAUUUGUCCAAUUUGUAUUUGCAUUCUCUUUAGGCUUAUAUACUGUAAAUGAAUGAGUGUUUUAAAUAUUUUAAUAAUUUUUUCCUUUAAAAACUA
This is a messenger RNA of Erpetoichthys calabaricus (reedfish), 926 nucleotides long. RefSeq names its product 6-pyruvoyltetrahydropterin synthase (gene pts). Gene Ontology annotation, molecular function: 6-pyruvoyltetrahydropterin synthase activity. The transcript has 6 exons. Bases 97 to 537 code for a protein of 146 amino acids. The record is from RefSeq and is a predicted model, not a curated record. Lineage: Eukaryota; Metazoa; Chordata; Cladistia; Polypteriformes; Polypteridae. Gene Ontology annotation, cellular component: mitochondrion. Gene Ontology annotation, biological process: tetrahydrobiopterin biosynthetic process.